AUGCGGCGCGACUGGCCUUGCCCCACAGAAAGCAGCAGCCGCCGCGGGAGUGGUGACCUUGCCUACCUGGACCCGCUGCCCACCUGGAGCGGAGGAUGGGGACGUCCCCGGCUCAGGCCCCGCCCCGCUCUCCCGGCUGCCGCCCGGGCCGGUCUCCCGAUUGGCCGACGGGCUGGAGGUGCGAGAAGGCGGAGCNNNGCGCUGCUCGAGGCGGCCCGCGCGCGCUACGAGAGCCUGCACAUCUCGGACGACGUGUUCGGCGAGUCGGGCCCGGACAGCGGCGGAAACCCGUUCUACAGUACCUCGGCCGCCUCGCGCUCCUCCUCCGCUGCGUCCUCGGACGACGAGCGGGAGCGCCCUGUCCCCCCGGGCGCCCCCGCCGUCCCGCCGCUGCUCCGCGCCCCGGAGGCGCAGGAGCCGGAGGAGGACGAGGCCGGCGCGGGCUGGAGCGCCACGCUGCGGGACCGCCCGCCGCCGCGCUUCGAGGACACGGGCGGUCCAACCCGAAAGAUGCCCUCCAGUGCCAGUGCCGUGGACUUCUUCCAGCUGUUUGUCCCAGACAAUGUCCUCAAGAAUAUGGUGGUGCAAACGAACAUGUAUGCCAAGAAGUUCCAGGAGAGGUUUGGGAGUGACGGGGCGUGGACAGAGGUGACCCUGGCAGAGAUGAAAGCGUUCCUGGGCUACAUGAUUUCCACCAGCAUCUCCCAUUGUGAGUCCGUCCUCAGCAUCUGGAGCGGCGGCUUCUAUAGCAACCGGAGCCUCGCCCUGGUCAUGAGCCAGGCUCGCUUCGAGAAGAUCCUCAAGUACUUCCACGUUGUGGCCUUCCGCUCCAGCCAGUCCACACAUGGCCUCUACAAGGUCCAGCCCUUCCUGGACUCCCUGCAGCACGGCUUCGACACGGCCUUCAGGCCUUCCCAGACCCAGGUGCUACAUGAACCCCUGAUUGACGAGGACCCUGUGUUCAUUGCCACAUGCACAGAGCGGGAGCUGAGGAAGAGGAAGAAGCGGAAGUUCAGCCUCUGGGUCCGACAGUGUUCUUCCACCGGCUUCAUCAUCCAGAUUUAUGUCCAUCUGAAGGAAGGUGGGGGCCCGGACGGCCUGGAUGCACUGAAGAACAAGCCGCAACUCCAUGGCACAGUGGCCAGGAGCCUGUGCCGGAAUGCAGUAGGCAAGAACUACAUUGUCUUCACCGGGCCCAGCAUCACCAGCCUGACGCUGUUUGAAGAGUUUGAGAAGCAAGGGAUUUACUGCUGUGGCCUGCUCAGCUCCAGGAAGAGCGACUGCACAGGCCUCCCACUGUCCAUGCUGACCAACCCAGCCAUGCCCCCGGCCCGGGGCCAGUACCAAAUCAAGAUGAAGGGGAACAUGUCCCUGAUCUGCUGGUACAACAAGGGGCACUUCCGCUUCCUUACCAACGCCUACUCCCCCAUGCAGCAAGGAGUCAUCAUCAAGAGGAAGAGUGGGGAGGUUCCCUGCCCCCUGGCAGUGGAGGCGUUUGCUGCUCACCUCAGCUACAUCUGCAGAUAUGAUGACAAGUACAGCAAGUAUUUCAUUUCUCAUAAACCAAACAAGACCUGGCAGCAGGUAUUCUGGUUUGCCAUCAGCAUCGCCAUCAACAAUGCCUACAUCCUGUACAAGAUGUCAGACGCUUACCAUGUGACGAGGUACAGCCGGGCGCAGUUUGGGGAGAGACUCGUCAGAGAGCUGGUGGGCUUGGAGGACACUGCGCCAGCCCACUGAUGCUGGGAACGCUGGCCCAGCCUGGGUCGGGGCCAGGUCGAGGGAGGGGCGAAAGCACGAGGACAGCCUGCCAUGUGACCUGCCCAUGCAGAGAACUGGAGAGGCCCUGGGUUUGGCU
Molecule: messenger RNA, 1858 nt
Organism: Otolemur garnettii (small-eared galago)
Lineage: Eukaryota; Metazoa; Chordata; Mammalia; Primates; Galagidae
Gene: PGBD5
Product: piggyBac transposable element derived 5
Exons: 9
Coding region: 1-1740 (579 amino acids)
Biological process (GO): non-replicative DNA transposition
Cellular component (GO): nucleus
Molecular function (GO): transposase activity
Source: RefSeq, a predicted model, not a curated record